This is a messenger RNA of Pimephales promelas (fathead minnow), 1933 nucleotides long. It is a transcript of the gene metap2a, whose product is annotated as methionyl aminopeptidase 2a. The record is from RefSeq and is a predicted model, not a curated record. Gene Ontology annotation, biological process: proteolysis. Gene Ontology annotation, molecular function: metalloaminopeptidase activity. Gene Ontology annotation, cellular component: cytoplasm. NCBI's taxonomy places the organism in Eukaryota, Metazoa, Chordata, Actinopteri, Cypriniformes, Leuciscidae.
CCACAAUGCACCGGUCCCAGUCUCUCCACUCGCGUCCGCAUGAAUCAUGGAGGCGAACGGAAUCGAGCAGCUGCUGCCGGUGUCGGUGAGCCCGAGCCCGGUACCGCCAAGCAUGGACACGGUGAUCCUCAACGGGCACGCGGCGGAACGAGACGAAGCUGAUCCCGCCAAGAAGAAGAAAAAGAAGAAAGGCAAGACGGCAGUUUCGGCAGGACAAGGAGAGCAGGGUGAGGAUGGCGAGGUGGAGCUGAGGAAACAAACAGAACAGCAGAUCCUGGAUGAGAAGAAUAGAGAAGAGGAUGGAGAAGAAGACGGUGAGGAAGCUGAUAACGUCUCUGGGAAAAAGAAGAAAAAGAAGACCAAAAAGAAGAAAGGACCCAAAACCCAAACGGACCCUCCAUCCAUCCCCAUUUGCGAUCUGUACACCAGCGGAGUGUUCCCUGUGGGUCAGGAGUGUGAAUACCCUCUAGCACAGGAUGGCACUAGCGCGGCUUGGAGAACGACCAGCGAGGAGAAGAAAAUGAUGGAUAGAGCCAACGAGGAGAUGUGGAAUGAUUUCCGGCAGGCGGCUGAAGCCCAUCGGCAGGUGCGGCAAUAUGUGAAAAGCUGGAUUAAACCUGGAAUGACUAUGAUUGACAUCUGCGAGCGCUUGGAGGACUGCAGUAGGAAGUUGAUUAAAGAGAACGGUCUGAACGCAGGGCUGGCGUUUCCCACGGGCUGCUCGCUGAAUAACUGUGCUGCUCACUACACACCCAACGCUGGAGACCCCACAGUCCUCCAGUACGACGACGUGUGCAAGAUCGACUUCGGCACGCACAUUAACGGCAGGAUCAUUGACUGUGCCUUCACUGUCACCUUCAAUCCAAAGUAUGACCGCUUGCUUGAGGCUGUGAGAGACGCUACCGACACAGGCAUCAAUUGUGCAGGUAUAGAUGUACGUCUUUGCGAUGUUGGAGAAUCAAUACAGGAAGUGAUGGAGUCGUACGAGGUUGAAAUAGAUGGGAAAACGUACCAAGUCAAACCUAUCCGGAAUCUGAACGGACACUCUAUUGGUCAGUAUCGGAUACACGCUGGUAAAACCGUGCCUAUAGUGAAGGGAGGAGAAGCCACCAGAAUGGAGGAGGGGGAUGUGUUCGCUAUUGAGACGUUCGGCAGCACUGGUAAAGGAGUGGUGCACGAUGACAUGGACUGCUCCCAUUACAUGAAGAACUUUGAUGUCGGACAUGUGCCUAUCAGGCUGCCCAGGGCAAAGCACUUGCUAAACGUGGUGAACGAGAACUUCAGCACCCUGGCGUUCUGCCGCCGCUGGCUCGACCGUUUGGGUGAAAGCAAAUACCUGAUGGCCCUGAAGAACCUGUGUGACCUGGGCAUCAUCGACCCCUACCCCCCUUUGUGUGACGCCAAGGGCUCGUACACGGCUCAGUUUGAACACACCAUCCUGCUCAGGCCUACGUGCAAGGAAGUCGUGAGCCGUGGAGACGAUUACUGAGACUUGCAUAUGUAUGAACACACUCCAGUCCCAUGCAAAAAAACAAAACAACAACAGGCAUUCUUAAAAGAAGAAACUAGUUUAAACACUGAAAUGCUAUUUUGAUCGUUCAGCAUAUACUGAGCUUUAAGUUAGGCAAACUACUAUGCAUGUGUACAAGCCGGUGCCCGAAUUAAGUGAGCAAGACAAAACCUUUGUACUCUUUUGUGCUCUGUGCAGUGAAAGAGAUCAUGUAAAGUAUGGCUGCUUGGCUUUACACGUCACUGAAGGGCUUUUGCAAGAAAAACAAAUUCAUCAGGUAGUCAGUCGUAAUGCGCACAGCUUUUACAGUUUUGUUUUUUGGUAUUUGUAUAAUAUCAAAUGGCAUUCUCAUCUAGUAGCCUACCUAUUACAUUUUUAAGUUUGUUUUUUAAAAAGACAAAAUAAACUGUACAAUACUUCAAA